Serpula lacrymans var. lacrymans S7.9 is the source of this 330-nucleotide messenger RNA. RefSeq lists its product as uncharacterized. Lineage: Eukaryota; Fungi; Basidiomycota; Agaricomycetes; Boletales; Serpulaceae. The transcript has 2 exons. Bases 1 to 330 code for a protein of 109 amino acids. The record is from RefSeq and is a predicted model, not a curated record.
AUGUCAUAUGGCAACCAACAACAUAUUCCUGCAAAGGAACUGAUUGCAACAAUGUCUGCUCAGCUAACAUGUACUGCAAUUGCUUGUGUCACUGGUGUCAGUGCACAAACAGUUCGACAAAUCUGGGAACUUUGGCAGGAAACAGGCACAGUACAACAGAUUCCAGACAAACAAUGGAGACACCGGCUUCUAAAUGCACUUGAUAUUGUGUAUCUUACAGGCUGCAUUGACCAAACACCAGAUAUCCAAUUGGCUGAGCUGCAAGCCAUAUUAUAUCAAGAAUGCGGGAUCCUUGCUUCAGAGAUUACUAUCUCAAGAGCAUUGCACUGA